AUGUAAUGCACCUAUCAUCCUUAAAAUUCAAUAACAGUAAUCUGUAUAGCACCUCAUAUUUGUUAAAGGAAGCUUUGCGCAGAAUGCCAAUAUGAUCAUAAUGUGGAUCUUAAAAAGAUAAUCCCCAUCAAUAUAUUUAGACAAUUAAUGAUUAAGAAAUUCUAAGACUGUAAAAUAGGUGGGACACUUGAAUUUUAAGAUAUGAAAAAUAGCUCGAAAUAAAGGCUGUCCAAUUCUGAAAAUGAAUUUAAAUCAUUAUUGGGCCAUUUAACAGAAUAAAUAAAAUAAACUUAGGAGAUGUUAGAGAAAUAAGAAGAAUCAUACCUGGAUCUCAUAUAUUAAAAUGAGAACUUUGUAGAAUCAUCUAUAACUGUUUUACAAUAGCUAGUGUAAAUAUUAAAUGGUAGCAUUUUGGAUGAAUGGAAUGAUAAAAAAAAAAGCUAUGUAUCAAAAAUGAAAUUGGCACUUGAUUAGUUUGAUGUUUAAGUGUAGAUUUGUUUUGAAAAACUUAAAGAAGAAAUGAAAAUUAUAUAAUAGAUAAUUUAGAUGGAUAACGAUGAAAAAUUCAAAUGGUAAGAAGGUAUUUAAGAAUACAAAUGUCGGCAAUGGGAUUAUUAUGGUCAGAAAUUUAUUAACACAAAAUUUCUAAUUAAAUUUACCAAAGAAAAAGAAAUUUAAUAUAUCAGAGACGGUUCUAUCCUCAGAAGCCAAAACAUCAAAAAUAUUUAUGUGAAACCUGAAGUUUUAUCAAAUUUAGAGUAAAUUCAAUACCUUAGGUGGUUUGGAAAAUAUAACUACAAUAAUUAAAAUGUUGGUAAGUGGAUAGCUACAUGGAGAGGAGAAGGUUUAAGGGAUGUUGGAGGAUAGUACUCUGAUGAUGGGAAAAAAAAAGGUUUAUGGAAAGAACUAAUACCAGAUUAUUGGAACAAAACUUAUUCAUAGGGGUCUGGAGUAUAUAUGGAUGGCAAAAGAAGAUAAACCUGGAAAUAUAUUUACAAAGAUUAAGAACUUUGUGGGGGAGAAUACAAUGAGAAUGGAGAGAAAAAUGGAAAUUGGAAAGAGUUUUGGUAAGGAUUUUGGGAGAAAUCAUUUGUGAUCAAUAAGGGAGAAUAUAGAAAUGGCAAAAAAAUUGGUAAAUGGGAAAUGUUGUAUAAGCCGGAGGAUGAUAAUUAAUAUAAAAAAAUCGGAGGCGGCUAAUAUGAUUUAGAAGGUUCUGAGAUUAAGACUGGAGAGUGGAAUGAACUAAGAGAGGGAUUUUGGGAUAAAUCCUAAGUAAUCUAUAGUGGGGUAUACGAUAAUGGUAAAAAAGUUGGCAAAUGGGAAAUUUUUUAUAAAUAGUAAAAGAUAGGUGGUGGUGAAUAUGAUAAAGGAAAUGGAAUUUAGAUUGGGGAGUGGAUAGAAUUAAGCGAAGGAUUUUGGGAUAGAUCUUAAGUCACUUAUUCUGGGAAUUAUUAAAAUGGCAAAAAGGCUGGUAGAUGGAAUAUUUAGAAUUAAACUAAAUAGAUUGGUGGUGGAUCAUAUCAUGAAGCAGGAUCUGGGAUUAAGGUUGGAUAGUGGACUGAAAUAAGAGAGGGAUUUUGGGAUAGAUCAUAAGUAACUGAUAAAGGUGAAUAUAAAGAAGGCAAAAAAAUUGGUUAAUGGGAUACUUACUAUGAAAAUAAAUAAAUUGCUGGUGGAAAAUAUGAUGAAUAAGGGAAUCAACAUAAGGUUGGAUAAUGGGUUGAUUUGAGUGAUGGAUUUUAUGAAGAUUAAUAGGUAACCUAUUGUGGAGAAUAUAAAAACAAUAAAAAGGUUGGUAAAUGGGAGACUUCAUAUCAAAAUAAAAAAAUCGGCGGGGGAUAAUAUGAUUUAGAAGGAGAAGGAUUUAAGAUUGGAUAAUGGAUUGAUUUGAAUGACGCAUUUUAGUAUUACUCAUAAGUAUCCUAUAACGGGGAAUAUUAAAAUGGAAAAAAAACUGGUAGAUGGGAUAUUAAUUAUUAAGGAACAAAGAUAGGUGGAGGAUCUUAUGAUGAAAAAGGGGAUGGAACAUAAGUAGGGUAGUGGAUUGAGCUAGACGAUGGAUUCUGGGAGAAAUCAUAAAUAACCUAUGUUGGAAUGUAUAAAAACGGUAGAAAAAUUAGCAAAUGGGAAAUUUUACAUAAGGGCACUAAAAUUGGUGGAGGAUAUUACGAUGGGGAUAAUGGCCUUAAGUUAGGUAAAUGGACUGAGUUGAAGGAUGGGUUUUAUUACAUGAGUUAAAUCGCUUAUAUAGGUGAAUAUGAAUCUGGCAAAAAAUUUGGUACUUGGGUGGAAAUGGAUUUAACUAGGAACUAGAAAUUAAACGAAUACAAAUUUUAUCGAUGA
This is a messenger RNA of Paramecium tetraurelia, 2343 nucleotides long. RefSeq lists its product as uncharacterized. The transcript is spliced from 12 exons. The record is from RefSeq and is a predicted model, not a curated record. Lineage: Eukaryota; Ciliophora; Oligohymenophorea; Peniculida; Parameciidae.